AUGUUGAGAUGUGGAGUGGAGCACCAUGAUGUACGACCUCCGAAUGUGCUUUGGAAUUCCGAGACCAGCAAUGUGGUGUUGGUGGAUUUUGAGCGUUCAGAGAUCUUGGAGCAAUUUUCGAUUUCGGCGGAGAGGUCGCCCAACUGGAAACGGAAGCACCCCCAUUCCCAUGACAAGAUAUCAUCGAGGGGUGGACAGACAUCCUAUCACCAGGUGGUAAGCGCACUCCGAUUCUACUGUGGAUGCACAAAUACUAACAUCUCAAUUCACAGACUUAACGUCUCGCUCGCGAUCCUCUCGCUCGCCUCCAACUCAAACAGCAGAGAAUUUUCAGUGGGCGGACAUAUUAGAUGAAGACGCCGGGAAUGAUACAUUGAUUAUAGAAAUUCUGGAACAUAAUGAUAUCACAAUAUCAGUUAUGUAG
Hymenoscyphus albidus is the source of this 424-nucleotide messenger RNA. The record is from the annotation of a GenBank genome assembly. Lineage: Eukaryota; Fungi; Ascomycota; Leotiomycetes; Helotiales; Helotiaceae.